UUGCAGAUCUUAACUGAAAACUUAAAUCAACAGAUAGGAAUAGAACUAUUACUAUUACGAAAUCCACCUGGAUGCUUGAAGGACAUAGGAAAGGAUGAGCUAUUACGGCAGCAGCUAUCCGAUUGUAAACGUGGACCCCAAAUACCCAGGCUACCCCCCAGAGCACAUCAUAGCUGAGAAGACAAGAGCCAGAAGACGUCUGCUCCACAAAGAUGGCAGCUGUAAUGUGUACUUCAAGCACAUUUUUGGAGAAUGGGGGAGCUACGUGGUUGACAUUUUCACCACCCUCGUAGAUACCAAGUGGCGGCACAUGUUUGUGAUAUUUUCUUUAUCCUAUAUUCUCUCCUGGUUGAUAUUUGGCUCUGUCUUCUGGCUCAUUGCCUUUCAUCACGGUGAUCUGUUAAAUGAUCCACACAUCACACCUUGUGUUGACAACGUCCAUUCCUUCACAGGGGCGUUUUUAUUCUCCCUGGAAACCCAGACCACCAUAGGUUACGGUUACCGCUGUGUCACUGAAGAAUGCUCUGUGGCCGUGCUCACGGUGAUCCUUCAGUCCAUCUUGAGCUGCAUCAUAAAUACCUUCAUCAUUGGAGCCGCCUUAGCCAAAAUGGCAACCGCUCGAAAGAGAGCCCAAACCAUUCGGUUUAGCUAUUUUGCACUCAUAGGGAUGAGGGACGGGAAACUCUGCCUCAUGUGGCGCAUUGGUGACUUCCGACCAAACCACGUGGUAGAAGGCACAGUGAGAGCCCAACUUCUCCGCUACACAGAAGACAGCGAAGGGCGGAUGACGAUGGCCUUUAAAGACCUAAAGUUGGUGAAUGAUCAGAUCAUUCUUGUCACACCAGUAACUAUUGUUCAUGAAAUUGACCAUGAGAGCCCUCUGUAUGCCCUUGACCGAAAAGCAGUGGCCAAAGAUAACUUUGAGAUUUUGGUGACAUUUAUCUAUACUGGUGAUUCCACGGGGACUUCCCACCAAUCCAGAAGUUCCUACGUUCCCCGAGAAAUUCUCUGGGGCCACAGGUUCAAUGACGUCCUGGAAGUUAAGAGAAAGUAUUACAAGGUGAACUGCUUACAGUUUGAGGGGAGCGUGGAAGUCUAUGCCCCCUUCUGCAGUGCCAAACAACUGGACUGGAAAGACCAGCAGCUCCACAACAUGGAAAAAACCCCUCCGGUCCGAGGACCCGGCCCGUCAGACACCAAGGUCAGAAGAAGGUCAUUUAGCGCGGUUGCCAUUGUCAGCAGUUGUGAAAACCCGGAGGAGACCACCACCUCGGCCACGGAUGAGUGUAAGGAAGCACCUUAUCAGAAAGCUGUCUUGACUUUAAAUAGAAUCUCUGUAGAAUCCCAAAUGUAG
This is a messenger RNA of Puma concolor (puma), 1354 nucleotides long. NCBI's taxonomy places the organism in Eukaryota, Metazoa, Chordata, Mammalia, Carnivora, Felidae. The record is from RefSeq and is a predicted model, not a curated record.